This is a messenger RNA of Piliocolobus tephrosceles (Ugandan red Colobus), 2026 nucleotides long. RefSeq names its product protein phosphatase, Mg2+/Mn2+ dependent 1N (putative) (gene PPM1N). Bases 318 to 1610 code for a protein of 430 amino acids. Lineage: Eukaryota; Metazoa; Chordata; Mammalia; Primates; Cercopithecidae. Gene Ontology annotation, molecular function: manganese ion binding; protein serine/threonine phosphatase activity; magnesium ion binding. Gene Ontology annotation, biological process: protein dephosphorylation. The transcript has 5 exons. The record is from RefSeq and is a predicted model, not a curated record.
GUGACUCUGUUUCUUCUUCCAUCUGUAAACUGGAGAUGAUGAUGUAUAACAGCGUGUGACACAUUAGUACUAUGUGAUAGUUUGCUACUGAUACAGUAUUAUCUUUAUUCUUUUUUUCCUGAUUGAGAUCCCAAACCCCGCUUUCUAGGUGCAGGAGAGGGGAGACCCAGAAGUGUAAUUCCUUCUAGUGACCCGCCUAAAGAGGGUCAAAGGACAGGAAGGAGAUUUAGAUGGUUUAAAAUCUCACAGCGGAGGGGAUUAAUGGAGGGGGCGGGCAGGUGUACAGGCUGGAGCCUUCCUGAUCCCAGGGCUGAAGGAUGGCUGCCCUGGCCCGCCAGCUGCAGCGUCUUCUCUGGACCGCUUGCAAGAAAAAGGAGAGGGAGAAGGAGGGGGAAGAGGAAGAGGAGGAUGAGGAGGAGGGGCGCGGGGCCCUCGAUGGGCCUCGGUCUCUGUUGACAGCGCCGCGCCGCGCCCAGCGGCCGCACGGGGGUGCCGAGGCGUCUUGGGGCCUGCGCUUCGGGGCGAGCGCGGCGCAAGGCUGGCGCGCGCGCAUGGAGGAUGCUCACUGCACUUGGCUUUCGUUACCUGGUCUGCCCCCGGGCUGGGCCUUGUUUGCCGUCCUCGACGGCCACGGUGGGGCUCGAGCUGCCCGCUUCGGUGCACGCCAUUUGCCAGACCAUGUGCUCGAGGAGCUGGGCCCGGAGCCUAGCGAGCCCGAGGGCGUGCGCGAGGCGCUGCGCCGAGCCUUCUUGAGCGCCGACAAGCGCCUGCGCUCCCUCUGGCCCCGCGUGGAAACAGGCGGCUCAACGGCCGUGGCGUUGCUGGUCUCCCCGCGGUUUCUGUACCUGGCGCACUGCGGUGACUCCCGCGCGGUGCUGAGCCGCGCUGGCGCCGUGGCCUUCAGCACAGAGGACCACCGGCCCCUUCGACCCCGGGAACGCGAGCGCAUCCACGCCGCUGGCGGCACCAUCCGCCGCCGCCGCGUCGAGGGCUCUCUGGCCGUGUCGCGAGCGUUGGGCGACUUUGCCUACAAAGAUGCUCCAGGGAGGCCCCCCGAGCUACAGCUCGUUUCUGCGGAGCCUGAGGUGGCCGCACUGGCACGCCAGGCUGAGGACGAGUUCAUGCUCCUGGCCUCUGAUGGCGUCUGGGACACUAUGUCUGGUGCUGCCCUGGCGGGACUGGUGGCUUCGCGCCUCCGCUUGGGUCUGGCCCCAGGGCUUCUCUGCGCGCAGCUGUUGGACACGUGCCUGUGCAAGGGCAGCCUGGACAACAUGACCUGCAUCCUGGUCUGCUUCCCCGGGGCCCCUAGGCCUUCUGAGGAGGUGAUCAGGAGGGAGCUUGCACUGGACGCAGCCCUGGGCCGCAGAAUCGCUGAACUGUGUGCCUCUGCUCAGGAGCCGCCCAGCCUGAACACAGUUUUCAGGACUCUGGCCUCAGAGGACAUCCCAGAUUUACCUCCUGGGGGAGGGCUGGACUGCAAGGCCACUGUCAUUGCUGAAGCUUAUUCUCAGAUCUGCCAGGUCUCAGAAGAGUGCAGAGAGAAGGGGCAGAAUGGCGCUGGGAAGUCCACCCCCACGCAUUUGGGCUCAGCCUUGGACAUGGAGACCUGACAGCUGUUGUCCUUUGGGGAUCCUUUGCUCCACUGGGGCCUCAACAGAACUAAAGAAGAAAACCGACCCUUUCCCCAACUACAUGUACCAAUGGAAGGAAGGAAGGCCAAUGUAGGAACCCAAAAUGCUUAUUUUUUCUCUUACUUCCCUCUCACAGAAACGUCUUACGAGAGGGGAAAUUCCACCAAUAUCCAGACCAAAAAGAAAAAAGCCCAAAACGAAAAAAAAAAAAAAACCCAAAAAAACCCCCAACCAAAUGUCUUUGAAAUAUUCAGAGCUGAACAGAUUCUGAGAGAUCACCCGGUUCGAUAACCUCUUUCCUUCUUAUUAUUCAUCUGUUUUUGAGGGGAAGUAGAGUUUUGAUUAUUAAACUUUAUUUACGUAAGUGAUUCCAAAUACAUUUUCUUGUAAAAAAA